AUGCGGCGGACUCCGGCCGGAGGAGGCGUCCUUCUACUCUUACUGGUCAUCUUUGAUUUUGGACAUAGUCUCCAUGUAGAGCUGGCGAAGAGAAGCAUUAAACUGCACGAUGAAAGAAAACCAUUGUCAAGAUAUAAACGUGAGUGGAUUAUUCCACCAGUUUCAAUUCGAGAGGAACAGGACAAUUCUUACAAAAAUCCCAUUGCAAGGAUCCAAUCUGAUGUUAAGAUGGACGUAAGAAAGAGAAUUCGCUACAGCAUUGUUGGUAGAGGCGUGACAGAACCACCACUUGGCUUAUUCAUAAUUGAUGAAAGGACAGGGGACUUGAAUGUAACUGGAAUUGUGGACAGGGAAGACAUUGACAUGUUCUUUUUGAAAGGUUAUGCCAAGGAUGAGACUGGAAAAGAUGUUGAACCUCCUAUAGAACUUCGAGUUAGUGUUGAGGAUAUUAACGAUAACAGUCCAGUGUUUAUCAGCGAUGUUUUUGUUUGUUCAGUUGAAGAAAUGUCUGAAACAAGCACGCUCAUUAUGGUUCUAAAUGCCACGGAUGCAGAUAAGCCUAACACCCUAAAUACCAAGCUUGCGUACAAAAUCCUUUCCCAAGUGCCAGGAGACAAACUCCUUUUCAUGUUGACAAAGGAUGGUGAAGUUCGCACCACAUCAACAAAAAUUGACAGAGAGCAACAAACCAGCUACAGUCUGGAGGUUGAAGUAAAAGAUCGGGAUGGAGAUCCAAACGGAGGUCUCUCUGGAACAGCUAAGGUGAAAAUCAAAGUGAUAGAUGUAAAUGACAACAUUCCUACACUCGAAAAGGAAGAGUACUCUGGCGAAGUGGAAGAAAAUGUUGAGGGUGUUGAAAUAUUGCGUAUGAAAGCAUUUGAUCAAGAUGAAGAGUUUACAGACAACUGGUUUGCUAAUUUUACUAUAAUAUCAGGAAAUGAAGGGGGCCACUUUAAGAUCAUAACCGAUGAGGAAACAAAUGAAGGCGUACUGAUGCUGGUGAAGGAAGCAGAUUAUGAAAUGAUGCAGAAUGCACAGCUCAGUGUAGUUGUCUCAAACCGAGCAGAGUAUCACAGUUCAAUCAUGCACCUAAUUAGUGGA
Molecule: messenger RNA, 1101 nt
Organism: Staurois parvus
Lineage: Eukaryota; Metazoa; Chordata; Amphibia; Anura; Ranidae
Source: the annotation of a GenBank genome assembly